GUGACAGGUGACGAGGUUGGCCCCGCCGCGGCGGCCGCCACCGCCACCGCCACCAUGUUUCAGCUUCCGGUGAACAACCUUGAGACGAUCCGGAAGGGGCGCGGAGCGGUGAAGAGGAUCCUGUCGGACAUCGGCCUCGAGUUCUGCCAGGAUGCGCUCAAGCUCGACCAUCAGGACCAUGAGGUUGUGUCGUGGUUCUACAAGCACACCAAGUGGGAUCACAUCUCGUGUGGAGACCCUCCCCCGCCCAAGAGGAGGAAGGGCGUGCCGGAGAACACCCGCUGCCGCCUCUGCAGCCACGUGGCGGCGAAUCCCCGCAGCCUCGAGUACCACGCCGACAGCCAGCACUACAACCGCCUGGAGCAGUGCGUCACCUUCGGCUGCGUCUUCUGCCCCUUCCGAGCGGGCCGCCCCGCCAUGGAGCGCCACGUCGCCUCCUUCCACCCGCCGCGCGGCAGCCUCGAGCUGGCGGGCCGCCCCGGCGUCUUCCAGCAGAUGUUCUUCGUGUGCCGCCGGUGCUCGCAGAAGAGCACCAACUUCCUGACCAUGCGCACGCACGUGGCACGCGCCCACCGCGUCGGCGUCGCCUCCGAGGUCAUCGGCAUCGUCCUGGAGAUGUGCCGCAUGCAGGCGCCUGCCGGCGGCGGCUCGCGCGGCUCCGGCGCCGGGCAGCAGCACGCGUCCGCCGUCGUGGUGUCGGCCGCGUCGGGGAGGGGAGGCGGCGGAGGAGGCGGUGGAGGCGGAGGAGGAGGAGGCGGCGGAGGCGGUGGAGGAGUGCCGAACGGCGCCGGCGGGGGCGUGGGUCCGUCGCACGUCGGCGCCUCGUCCAAGAACGGCCGCUACGUCGACGUCUACUUCUGCAAGCGCUGCGGACUCAAGGAGGAGUCUUACCCCAACAUGCUGAAGCACGUGGCCAAGGUGCACGGCAACGUGGAGCCCAAGUCCCUGAUCGGACACUUCCUCAAGCUCGGCGGCCUGCACCCGGCCGAGGUGAGCGGCGUGCGCAAGCCCCCGCCCGCCGGCGGCGGCGCCGGCGCCCCUCCCGCCGGCUACUCGGGCGCUCACUCGAGCCGCCUGCCUCCCCAGCAGCAAAUGCACCACCAGCAGCAGCACCACCAGCAGCAGCAGCAGCAGCAGCUGUGGGGCCGCGUUCCUUCGCUCGCCGGGCACCAGCAGGGCGGGCGCGGCGGCUCCGGCGGCGGCGGCGGCUCCGGCGCCAACUCGACGCAGAAGUGGAAGCUGUGCGAGCGCUGCAUGGAGCUGGUGCCGGAGGAGUCGUACGGGAAGCACCUGGCGACGCUGUGCCCGGCGCUCGGCAAGCGGCUGCCUCCGCACGGGCACCAGCAGCAGCAGCAGCAGCAGCAGCAGGGCGGCAGGGCGCCGGCCGACCCCGUGGUGCGCUGCGGCAUGUGCAGCGCGUUGGUGCGCCGAAGCAUGUUCUCGACUCACCUGCUGGCGCACGGCGACGUCUGCUACGCCUGCCGCAUGUCCUUCCCCAACUCGGCGUCGCUCAUGGCCCACGCGCACAAGAAGCACGGCAGCCAGCUGCCCGUGCCCUUCCCCCUGCCGCUCAGCUCCAAGCACCCGAGCAACCAGACGGCGCACGCCGGCGGCGGCAGGUCGGGGUCGGCCGGCCAGCCGAUGUCGUCGGCCGGGAUGGGCUACGCGGCGGGCGCCGGGGUUUCCGGCGCGGCCAGGGGCGGCGGCGGCGGCGCCGGGCGGUCGCAGGCCGCCGGGCGGCGGUGCCGGCGCGACGGGGAUGUCGUCUCGGUUCCCGGCGCAGCAGAGGCCCGGCGCGAACCGCAACGCCGCUCAGCAGCAGCAGCAGCAGCAGCAGCCGCCGGUGCUGGCCGACGGCAACAUCGUGGUGAAGUCCCUGUGCCUCUUCUGCCAGGACCGUGUGAUCGGCCUCAAGAGCCAGCUGAGCUCGCUCAUGGAGCAGCACCUCCACGCCAAGCACAACGUGUUCACGCUACGCCACCCCAGCCGUCAGACGGUCUCCUACUGCUGCACGCGCUGCCGCGGCCGCUACCAGGACCCCGUGCAGUCCAGCACCAUCGCGGCCCACCAGAAGCACUGCGUGGGGCGAGUGCCGCCCAAGACCCCCGGCGGCGGCGGCGCGGCCGGCGGCGCCGGCGCCGGUGGCGGCGGCGGCGGCGGCGGCGCCGGCGCCGUCCAGACGCCGCCCAACCUGGCCAAGGGCGGCAACGGCGGACUCGGCGGCGUGCUCGGGGGCUCGAUAGGCGCCAGCGGCACCACCAGCAUCGGCGGAGGGGGGAUGGCGGUGACCGGCGGCGUCCAGCCGCCGCGGCAGACGGGGCGAAGGACGGGCGGCGCGCGGGGGGCGUUCGCCGGCGGCCACGGCCAAUUCGGCGGCCCGUCCCUCGGCCGGCGCGGCCGGCGGCGGCGGCGGCGGCGGCGGCGCGGGGGCGGCGGCGGCGGCGGCGCCGGCGCCGGCGAAGGUGAACCUGGCGCUGAGCACGGAGAGCGUGGAGGGGAAGAGCUACGAGGAGCGGAAGCGCUUCCUCGUCGGCUACUUCCACGCGAGGCCCUACCCCAACCGGCAGGAGGUGGAGGCGCUGACGUCGCGCCUGUGGCUCAACAAGA
Petromyzon marinus (sea lamprey) is the source of this 2607-nucleotide messenger RNA. Lineage: Eukaryota; Metazoa; Chordata; Hyperoartia; Petromyzontiformes; Petromyzontidae. The record is from RefSeq and is a predicted model, not a curated record.